CUUGCUCAACAUGUGGCUGGUAAAUUGGGCUGUCGGGUGAGUUGGGAAACACCAAUGGGUCUUCCCGUCACACAACCAUACAUCCGUCUACCCGGUUCCGCAUCCAAUACCAAUUAUCCGGAUGAACAUUGCGGAUCUGGCGAUUUUUCACCGGCCUUUUCCCCGCCAACGUCGGGAACGCAUGUAUUCCACCCCCCGCCCACUUCAGGUCGUCAAGUGCCUAUUCCCAAUCAAAUCAAACAGAAAAAUGCAUUCCCACCUAAUUUUAUUCACUCGUUGGAUUCGUGCCAUAUGAUGCUGACCGCAUUGCAUUGUCUGAAAGCGGGAAUCACAUUCGCCUCGGUGCACGACUGUUUCUGGACACAUGCGGCCACUGUGGACGUGAUGAAUCGGAUCUGUCGCGAAGAGUUCAUCGCAUUGCACAGUGAGCCGAUUCUGACCAGUUUCGCUCGCUACCUUCGUCAUAGAUUCGCCUAUUCCGACAGGUGA
Messenger RNA from Echinostoma caproni, 489 nucleotides. The record is from the annotation of a GenBank genome assembly. NCBI's taxonomy places the organism in Eukaryota, Metazoa, Platyhelminthes, Trematoda, Plagiorchiida, Echinostomatidae.